AUGUCUUUCACAUCGAUUCCCGUGCUCGACGUCAGCCGCGCCAGCGACCCGGCCACCAAGCCCGAGUUUCUGUCGGACCUGCGCAAUGCACUGAUCGAGGUCGGCUUCUUCUACAUCAAGAACGUUGGCAUCCCCGACACCCUGUUCCAGACUGUCAUCGAGCAGGGCCGUGCGUUCUUCGACAUCCCCGAGGACGAGAAGCUCAAGAUUGAGAUGAAGAAUGCGCCCUCGUUCUUGGGCUACUCGCGCCUGUCGGCCGAAGUCACGGCCGGCGCCGUCGACCACCGCGAGCAGAUUGACCUGUCGACGGAGCACGCGGUGCCCGGGCCCGACGCGCCGCGCUACGACAACCUGCUGGCGCCCAACCAGUGGCCGGCCGACAGCGUGCUGCCCCGGUUCCGGCCUGCGUUCACAGACUUUAUGACGCGCAUGGGCGACAUGUCGCUCUACUUCACGUCGCUCAUGGCCGAGGCCAUUGGCCUGCCGCCGCGUGCGUUCGAGCGCUACUUCGACCCGGACCCGCGGCGGCGGCAGCACAAGCUCAAGAUUGUCAAGUACCCGGACGUGUCGGAGCUGGGCGCGGCCGCGGCCGGCAGCAACCAGGGCGUGGGCCCGCACAAGGAUAGCAUGUACACGACCUUUUUGUUGCAGGCCAGCGAGCACCGCGGGCUGCAGGCGCAGAACACGCGCGGCGCGUGGAUUGACGCGCCGCCGAUUGACGGGACGCUGGUGGUGGUGAUUGGGCAGGCGCUGGAGGCGCUGACGCAGGGCGUGUGCGUGUCGACGACGCACCGGGUGCUGUCGCCCGCGGCGGGCGCGGGCGCGCGGUUCUCGAUCCCCUUUUUCCAGGGCGAGCUGGAGCGGGUGGGCGUGGGCGCGGUGCCCGAGGACGUCAAGGACCAGCGGCGGGCGGUCGUGGCUGCUGUCGGCGGACGGCUGGACGACGUCGAGUUUACGUUCCGGACGGGCGGCGCGGCCAAGACGCUGGGCGAGGCGACGCUGCGCAACCGGGUCAAGAGCCACCCGGACGUCGGCGAGCGGUGGUACCCAGACAUCCUGGCCGAGAUCCGGGAGGAACAGCGGCUCAAGGCAGACGAGGCUGCGGCCAAGAGCCGCGAGGCAUCCAUCACGGCGACUGUGGCCCCGGGUCCCGAGGCAUCUCGGACACCUGCUGUGCCGGCACAUUGA
This is a messenger RNA of Sporothrix brasiliensis 5110, 1188 nucleotides long. RefSeq names its product isopenicillin N synthetase. Gene Ontology annotation, molecular function: dioxygenase activity. The coding region runs from base 1 to 1188 and encodes 395 amino acids. Lineage: Eukaryota; Fungi; Ascomycota; Sordariomycetes; Ophiostomatales; Ophiostomataceae. The transcript has 2 exons. The record is from RefSeq and is a predicted model, not a curated record.